UUUUUUCUAACCUUUGUUUUUUAUCAUUUUUAAUUGUGAAUGUUUUUUAAAAACGUGUCAAACAGUGUCAAAGGCACGGAACAGAACACAUUUAAUUAUUUUAUAUCAAAAAUUGGUGAUCUUUUAGAUUAGUAUUUUACGAUGAAAGUGGUUUUAAGUAAUAUAAAUCCACCUCUCGGUGGAUUACUUGUGGCAACUUAUGUUAACAUAAAAACAAACAAGGCCCUAGAUAUAUCUUGGGGAGAAGAGUCUUCGGUGGAAAAUUUCCAUUGCAAAACCAGCAACGAUAUUGCUAGGGCAAUUUCCAGAGGAGUUUUACCAGCACUUUACGGCAACGAUGCAAUAGAAAUGACUGAAGUGGAUCAUUGGCUUACAUUUGCGUUAGGUCCACUCACAGCAAAAUAUGAUUUUUUUAAUGCUAUACAAGUUUUGGAUAGAGCCUUGGCUCCUGUCACUUAUUUAGCCAACAAGAGAUUAAGUAUUGCCGAUUUUAUUGUUUUUGCUACAUUAUAUGCUAGCAAACAGUAUGAAGAUUUGGUUUUGAAAAAAGCUAUCCCAGUCAAUUUACAAAGAUGGUUCAAUUUUAUUAAUUCUCAAGAGGCCGUUGAAAAUGCUUUGAACAGCCUCACUCCUGAGCAGAAGGCAGCUCUUAAUCCACUAAAGAAAAAUAGUAGACAGUCUCUUGAAAAAAGUGUUAAUAUUACAGCUGGUGGAAGAGCUCAAGAAGGGAAAUUUGUUGAACUACCAGGAGCUGAAAUGGGAAAAGUAGUUGUUAGGUUUCCACCUGAAGCUUCAGGGUAUUUACAUAUUGGUCAUGCUAAAGCUGCCCUGUUGAAUCAAUAUUACCAAGAAACUUUUAAAGGCAAACUCAUAAUGAGGUUUGAUGAUACAAAUCCAGCAAAGGAGAACUCUCAUUUUGAAAAAGUUAUUCUUGAGGAUGUUGACAUGCUUGAAAUCAAACCUGACAUGUUUACCCAUACAUCGCAGUAUUUUGAUUUAAUGUUGCAGUAUUGUGAAAAUAUGAUACAGCAGGGUAAAGCCUAUGUUGAUAAUACUGAAGCUGAACUGAUGAAACAACAACGGGAACAAAAGAUAGAAUCUGCAAAUAGAAACAACUCUGUAGAGAAAAACUUACAAAUAUGGGAGCAGAUGAAAAACGGUUCUGAAACUGGACAAAAAUACUGUGUUAGAGCAAAAAUUGAUAUGCAGUCUGUCAAUGGGUGUCUUAGAGAUCCUACAAUAUAUAGGUGCAAGAAUGAACCUCAUCCUAGUACAGGUACCAAGUACAAAGUUUAUCCAACUUAUGACUUUGCUUGCCCAAUUGUCGAUGCAAUUGAAGGAGUGACCCACACAUUAAGAACCAUGGAAUACCACGACAGAGAUGCUCAAUUCUACUGGUUUAUAGAAGCCUUAGGUCUUAGAAAGCCUUACAUUUGGGAGUAUAGUCGCCUAUCAAUGACAAAUACAGUCCUCAGCAAAAGAAAACUGACUUGGUUUGUAGAUCAAGGUUUAGUUGAUGGGUGGGACGAUCCCAGGAUGCCCACUGUUCGUGGCGUCUUACGAAGAGGAAUGACUGUAGAAGGCUUAAAAGAAUUUAUUAUAGCGCAGGGAUCAAGCAAAUCUGUUGUGUUCAUGGAAUGGGAUAAAAUCUGGGCUUUUAACAAGAAAGUUAUCGAUCCAGUGGCGCCUCGUUUUACAGCUGUAGAUGUUGAAAAUGUACUGGUUUUGGUCAAAGGUGUUAAAGAGGAGUGCUUAUCUGUACCAAAACAUCCUAAAAACGCGAGUGUUGGUAAUAAGAAGGUGUGGGUGGGACCUAGGUUGUUGAUAGAUCGCGCCGAUGCGGAUCUUUUAAAGGAAGGAGAAAACGCUACUUUUAUUAAUUGGGGUAAUUUACUGGUUAAAAAGAUCAUGCGUGAAAAUGGCAAGAUAUCGUCUGUAGAAGCUGAACCAAAUUUAGAUAACAAAGACUACAAGAAAACUCCAAAAAUUACUUUCUUGGCACAUACAAAAGAGGCUGAAUUUACUCCAGCCUACUUUGUUUAUUUUGAUCAUAUCAUCAGCAAACCUUUGUUGGCCAAAGACGAAGAUUUUAAACAAUUUGUUGGGCAUGAGACAAGAAAAGAAGUUCAGGUUAUCGGAGACCCUGAACUGAAAAAUCUUAAAAAGGGCGAUAUCAUUCAGAUUCAACGUAAAGGUUUCUUUAAGGUCGAUGUAGCUUAUGAACCUUUAAGCCCUUUUACCUGCCGAGAACAGUCAAUUAUUUUGUUCUAUAUUCCUGAUGGACAUACUAAAGACUCCAUUUUUACUGCAGCUACUCAGUCUACUUCUAUAUCAACUAAGAGUGCGACGAAGGAAUCUAAAGUGCUCUUGCCGUCAUCUUCGAGUGUUUUGAAUGAAAAAAUUACAAAUCAAGGGAAUAUAGUUCGCGAUUUAAAAGCUAAAAAGGCAUCUAAAGGUGAAAUUGAUAGUGCCGUUAAGGUACUGUUAAACUUGAAAGAGGAAUAUAAAAAGGAAACAGGUCAAGAUUGGAAACCCGUAACUACAACAUCAGCACCAGUUAUAGUAAGUGCUCCGUUGAGUGCCGGCAAUGAUUUAGGAGAUAAAGUUCAAGCUCAGGCUGAUAAGGUUAGAAGACUCAAAGGAGAAAAAGCUUCCAAAGCUAUUGUCGAUUCAGAGGUGAAGGUACUGCUCGCUUUGAAGACUGAAUACAAAAAAGUGACAGGCAAAGAUUGGGUGGCAGGUCAAUCAUCUGCUUCGCCUGCAGGGAUCUCUAGUGGCGAUAAGGCUCCUGCUACGUCAGAUGUCAACGUCAUUUUACAGCAGAUCGGGACUCAAGGUGAUAAAGUACGCGAACUAAAAUCGAAAAAAGCUGACAAGGCUACUGUGGAUGCAGAAGUUAAGACAUUGCUUGGCUUAAAAGCGAACUACAAGAGUCUUACUGGACAAGACUGGAAACCAGGUGUUGUAGCAAGCACUCCAGUGAAGGUGGAGCCUAUUUCACCACCUCCUGAUUCACCACCAGCAUUUACUUCGCUAUCGGAAGGUGAUCUACUGGAUCGAGUUGCUAUUCAAGGCGAUAAAGUUCGGCAGUUGAAAACAGCAAAAGCAGAUAAAACUACUGUUGAGGGCGAAGUAAAGAUCCUUCUGCAGCUUAAAGCCGACUUUAAAGCUGCCACUGGUAAAGACUGGAAGCCCGGUAUGAAACCUGAAGACCCCCCAGUACCAUCAACAACCCUGAAUGGCGCUGGAGAUAAUUCCAAAGAUAUCUUGACAGCGAGAGUUAACGAACAAGGAACGAUUGUCAGAGAUUUGAAGAGUAAGAAAGCUAGCAAGGCUGAAAUAGACGCUGCAGUGAAGGUUUUACUGGAUCUCAAAGCCGAAUAUAAGAAACUAGUCGGUGAAGACUUCCCUAUCGCCGGUAGAGCACCUAGCAAACCUAAAGAGCCAGCCCCAGCCAAAGAGAAGGUUUCGAAGCAGAAGCAAGCGACUGGAAAGGAGAAGAAACCGGUAGAUAUAGAUGAGAACAAUGGUGGCCCGAAAAAACAAACCCGUCUAGGCUUGGAAGCAAAAAAAGAAGAAUCGUUAUCGGACUGGUAUUCUCAGGUUAUUACCAAGGGCGAAAUGAUCGAGUACUACGACGUUUCGGGAUGUUACAUCUUCAGGCCGUGGUCUUUCGCAAUUUGGGAAGCUAUAAGAGAUUGGUUUGAUGCAGAAAUAAAAAAACUAGGCGUGCAAAAUUGUUAUUUUCCGAUUUUCGUGUCGAGAAGUGUGUUGGAAAAAGAAAAAACGCACAUUGCUGAUUUCGCACCUGAGGUAGCUUGGGUAACCAAAUCAGGAGACUCAGAUUUGGCCGAGCCUAUCGCAGUUAGACCAACAUCAGAGACAGUAAUGUAUCCGGCCUAUGCAAAAUGGAUACAAUCCUACCGCGAUUUACCCAUUAAACUGAACCAGUGGAACAACGUUGUCAGAUGGGAAUUUAAACAUCCUCAACCUUUUCUACGCACUAGAGAAUUUCUGUGGCAAGAGGGACAUACGGCUUAUGCUUUGAAGGAUGAAGCUGAUGUUGAAGUCAAAAUUAUACUAGACUUGUAUGCUCAAAUCUACGAACAUCUGCUUGCCAUACCCGUCAUUAAAGGUCGCAAAACCGAAAAAGAAAAGUUUGCAGGCGGUGACUACACCCUCACAGUCGAAGCUUUCGUUUCUGCCAGCGGCAGAGGUAUCCAAGGUGGUACCUCCCACCACUUAGGUCAAAAUUUCUCAAAAAUGUUCGAGAUCGUCUACGAGGACCCCGAGACCCAGGACAAGAAAUACGUAUUUCAGAAUUCGUGGGGCCUCACCACCAGGACGAUUGGCGUCAUGAUUAUGGUACACGCUGAUAACCAGGGCCUGGUGCUGCCCCCUAGGGUAGCCAGCGUGCAAGUUGUUAUUGUGCCAUGCGGUAUAACUGCAAAUCUGUCGGAAGAAGUCAAGAAAAAACUGCAGGAAUCUUGCGAUAGCUUGGAGAAGGAUUUAAAAAAAUCUGGAGUUAAAGUUAAGGGAGAUUACAGACAGAAUUAUUCACCUGGAUGGAAGUUCAACCACUGGGAAUUAAAGGGUGUACCUAUAAGGAUUGAGUUAGGACCAAAGGACAUUGAAAAAAAUCAACUCGUUGCGGUACGCCGAGACACCGGAGAAAAACUGACCCUUCCCAGAGCUUCUGCGGCCGAAAAAAUCAACGAACUCCUUAACCAAAUCCAAGAUAAUUUGUUUAAAAAAGCUUCAGAUGACCUAAACAGCCAUAAAAUUCUGCUCACCGACUGGUCGCAGUUCUCCAGCAAUUUGGACAAGAAAAACAUCAUUCUAGCCCCAUUUUGUGGCCAGUCUGAAUGCGAAGACAAAAUCAAAAAUGACAGCGCCAGAGACGAAGAUGCUGAACCAGGGGCACCAUCAAUGGGAGCAAAAUCACUCUGCAUUCCUUUAGAACAACCAGCGGAAAUAAAACCCAAUGAUAAAUGUAUCCAUCCAGCCUGUAAGAAAACUCCAAAAUUCUAUACAUUAUUUGGAAGAAGCUAUUAAAGUAAUGUCUAAUUACAAUUCAACGUUUAAUUUAUUAUAAAGUUUAUAUAUGAAAUAAAAUUCGAGACUUAAGACUUAAC
Messenger RNA from Sitophilus oryzae (rice weevil), 5135 nucleotides. Its product is annotated as bifunctional glutamate/proline--tRNA ligase. Bases 142 to 5055 code for a protein of 1637 amino acids. Gene Ontology annotation, cellular component: aminoacyl-tRNA synthetase multienzyme complex; cytoplasm. Gene Ontology annotation, biological process: prolyl-tRNA aminoacylation; glutamyl-tRNA aminoacylation; translation. Lineage: Eukaryota; Metazoa; Arthropoda; Insecta; Coleoptera; Curculionidae. The record is from RefSeq and is a predicted model, not a curated record. The transcript is spliced from 20 exons. Gene Ontology annotation, molecular function: proline-tRNA ligase activity; ATP binding; glutamate-tRNA ligase activity.